AUGUCCCUGUUUUUACGAGAGCGAAAGGGCAGAGCGCUGGAGGACAUAGCGAGCCUCGCAGACCGCUAUCUCGAGGCCCAGGAGCAGGAGCCCGUAAGGCACGAGGAUACUGGAGGGGGUCCCUCUCAAAAUGCAUGCCAUCUGAAGCCCAACGGAAAACGGAACGAAAACAACAGGUCCCCGGGAAAAUGUUUCUUGUGCGGCAAGAGCGGACAUUUGGCGGCUGAAUGUCGAAGUGGAAUGAACCAAAACAGGAAGGCAGUGGUCUGCCAGAAUUGCGGCAAGACGGGGCACGCGGCUAACAAGUGCUGGAGUCCGGUCGGAGGGGCGCGGGUUUCCUGCUUGCAUGCGGCCGGGGAAGAGAUGAACGCCGUAUCGGAUCGUGUGAGAAAUGGUUAUGUAGAGCUGCGGGACGGCACAAAGGUACCCGUGGUAAAUGCAAUGUCCGCAGCCGCCCUUCUCACAGGUGACAUGCCGGUGGCCGCCGGCAGGCUACAGGGACAGGCUGUCACGGUUCUGCGAGACACGGGAUGCAAUACUGUUGUGGUGCGCCGGGACCUCGUUUCCGACGAAAGCCUGACGGGACGGUCGAGCCUCGUCUACUUGGUCGACGGAACCGCGAAGGUUUUACCUGAGGCCAAAGUACAUGUCCAGACUCCGUUCUACAGCGGGACUAUCACUGCGAAGUGUAUGGACAGCCCAUUGUACGACGUCAUUCUGGGAAAUAUUCCGAAUGUGCGUGCUCCCGGGGACCCCGACGUAGACUGGAAUAGGUCAGACGAGACCAAAAACCGAGCCCCAGAUGACAAGCCAGAAAAUACUGGGGUUUCGACGACGGCUGCCGUGGAAACUAGAUCCAGGAAGAAGAUGGCAGGGAAGGGCGUCAGUCCGCUACGAGUGCCAAGCAUUGAAGGCGCCCCCGCGGGGCCGGAAGAGUUGGCUACACAACAAAAAGAAGACCCCAGCCUAAAGACGUGCUUCGAGCGUGUGGGAAAAGAAAUGACUUGCAAAAACUCAAACGACAGGUACGAGUUCGCUAUGCACGAGGGGCUGCUGUACCGAAUUUUUCGGCCUGCGGUAGAGAGGGAAGUGCACCAGCUGGUGCUUCCCCAGGGACUACGAGACGUGGUGCUUCGGAUGGCCCAUGAUGGCAUCCUGGCUGGACACCAGGGAGCAGAGAAAACCACCCACCGGGUUCUAGAGGAAUUCUACUGGCCCGGACUUCAAGCCGAUGUAAAGAGAUUCGUCAGGUCUUGCGAUCAGUGUCAGAGGACCACCCCAAAAGGAAAAGUGACGAAGGCACCCCUCGGCACGAUGCCCUUGAUAGACACUCCUUUCCAGCGGGUGGCCGUCGACAUCGUGGGCCCCAUCACACCGGUGACGGCGAAGGGGAAUCGAUAUAUCCUGACAUUGGUCGACUAUGCCACCCGAUACCCUGACGCUGUCGCCCUCCCGGAUAUUACAACGGAACGUGUGGCUGAGGGCCUGGUAGAGAUGUUUACACGGAUCGGUCUGCCAAAAGAAAUCGUGAGCGACCGCGGCUCGAACUUUACGUCAGAUGUGAUGAAGGAGGUGAGCAGGCUGCUCUCCAUGACACAGCUCCACACCACACCAUAUCACCCUAUGGCCAACGGCCUUGUAGAGAAAUUUAACGGGACUAUCAAGAUGAUGAUGCGACGCAUGUGCCAGGAGAGGCCGAGAGACUGGGACCGGUACCUCGCACCCCUUCUCUUCGCAUACCGAGAGGUGCCGCAGGCGAGUCUGGGGUUUUCCCCCUUUGAACUGUUAUACGGUCGACAUGUGCGGGGGCCCCUCUCCGUUCUAAAGGAGCUGUGGACGAAUGAGGCCCUGGAGCCGGAGAUCCGUACCACCUACGAGUACGUGUGCGAACUCCGAAACCGACUGGAGGCGACCUGCCGGUUGGCCCAUGAGGAACUCGAACGAUCGGGUGCUCGGUACAAGAAGUACUACGACAAGAAGGCUCGGAACCGAGCCCUGAGCGCGGGUGACAGGGUGCUAAUCUUGCUCCCGACAGACAACAAUAAGCUGCUCAUGCAGUGGAGAGGGCCCUAUCCCGUCAUGGCAAGGAAGGGCGAAGUAGACUAUGCGGUGGACAUCGGGCAUGCAACGAGACUGUUUCAUAUCAACAUGUUAAAGAAAUACGAAGAGAGGGACCCGACGACCGCGAGCGGGGAAGGCAUUCAGUGUGCUCUGGUAACGCCGGACGAGGGGGAGUGGGAGGACAGGCUGCCGCUCUUGAGCCUCGAAAGGGUGGAGGAUAGUCGAGACGUGGCAAUGGCUGACGGGCUUACGGAGCAACAGCGGCGGCAAGCCCAGACCCUCGUCAAGGAGUUUGAGGUGGUAUUCUCAGAUGUACCCGGGCGCACGGACCUAGUGGAGUGCCGGUUGGACAUAUCGGCCCCCAGACCGGUACACACAAAGCAGUACCCACUUCCGCAUGCUGUGCGCCACACGAUCAACGACGAGGUGCAGAAGAUGUGGGAGAUGGGAAUAAUCGAGCGGUCCCAUUCGGCAUACAACUCUCCUGUCCUCGCCGUGAAGAAGCCCGACGGCACCCAUCGCCUAUGUAUUGAUUUUCGGGCGCUCAAUGAUGUCCUGGACACCGAUGCCGAACCGAUUCCCCGAGUGGAUACCUUGUUCUCGGAGAUAGGAGCGAAGAAAUAUUUUUCGAAGCUAGAUUUCACGAAAGGGUACUGGCAGAUCCCUCUCUCCGAGGAGUCACGGGCCAAGACUGCCUUUUCAACGGACACGGGACUCUACCAGUUUAGAUUCAUGCCGUUUGGGAUAAAGACGGCCCCGGCAAUCUUCACAAGGCUCAUGCGACGUCUUCUUGGGGCGGUGCCCGGGGUUCUAUACUACUACGACGAUGUCCUCAUUGCAAGCAACACGUGGGAGGAGCACCUGGCGACACUCAGAGAGGUGCUGGAGAAGAUCCGGGCCGCGGGGCUUACGGUGCGUCCCACAAAGUGUGAAAUUGGGAGGGAAGAAAUUGCCUUCCUGGGGCACCAGAUUGGAAAAGGCAAAAUGGCCCCUCUCAGUGGACUUGUGGAGAAAAUCCAAGGAGCGAAACGACCGGAGACAAAGCGCCAGGUGCGCUCAUUCUUGGGGCUGGCGGGAUAUUAUCGGGAAUUCAUCGCCAACUACGCAGAGGUGGCCGCUCCCCUGACCGGCUUGACCCGAAAAGGAGGCAGCAACCGAGUCGACUGGAAACCGGAGCAUGAGGAGUCCUUCGGCGAGCUGAAGCGCAGGCUGGCAAGCGCGCCGAUACUUAGGCUGCCCGACAUCCAAAAGCCCUUCGUUCUCAGAACCGAUGCUUCGGAUCAAAGCAUCGGUGCAGUCCUCCUCCAGGCGCAUGACGGUGUUCUACACCCGGUUGCAUACGCGAGUCGGAGGCUUCUGCAAAGGGAGGCCGCCUACGCAACCGUUGAGCGUGAGGGGCUGGCGCUGAUCUGGGGUAUCCAGAAAUUCCACACGUACCUCUACGGGAGGCCCUUUGUGCUGGAAACAGAUCACCAGCCCUUGCUUUACAUCAAUCGUACCCGACAUUCCAAUGCUCGUGUGAUGCGUUGGAGCCUCCGGCUCCAGGAGUACGAUUUUCGCGUACGAUACAUCAAGGGGAGCGAGAACGUUGGGGCGGAUUACCUCAGUCGCUUGUAAGGUAGAGCCAACGCAAAUUUUUUUUUUUUGCUGGCUCCUGUAGAUGGCGUUGGUAUUUGCUGAAGUGAACGCAGCCGAACUGUAUUUGUAUUUCUUUUUUUUGUAUGUACGACUAUAAAAUGCUUGGUGUUUACAGUUGUUCGUGAUAAAUAUCUGUUCAGUCGCAUGCAUACGUGCAGGCUACCGCCCAGUUUUGUGUCGAAUUGUGUGAUUUCUCUAUAUUCACUGGUGAAUAUUUUUGAAUUGGGGGUGGUGUCACAGAAUUCGAGCGUUUUGUGUGUUUGGUUUUUGAAUUGAUUUUUUUCUUUUUGUUCUUGCCGUCCAUUCGGCUGGCCCGGCGCAUUGAGCGGCAGGGUUCGUUCCUCGUCCGUUUUUUUUUUUGUUUUAUGACCCCCUGGCCCCGCGCGUUGAGCGGCGGGGUUCGGGCACCGUCCGUUUUCUGUUUUAUGACCCCCUGGCCCCCCCCCUCGUCCCGAGGACGAUUCUCGCGAGGUUUUUAGCUGGUAGCGAUGGGCCCUUCGGCUUCCCGGAAUGUUGGGAAUGGUUUCCAGAUGUCCGAGUGGGGGUGCGCUGUAUGGUUCGCUGGGAUAGGCUCACUGCGGGGCCUGCCAGUGUGACGUGUGUUUUUGUUGAUAUGUAUUUUGUUGUUGAAACUGUUGAAAAACAAUUAUUUUUUUUUUGAACGAGGGAGAGUGGUGUCUGCCGCUGGAAUUUGGGAAAGGGAGGACCUCGGCUUGAUUCCGAGCCGAGUCAGGGCAGUGUGCGCGAAGACUUGGCCCGGGGUGUACGCAACGCGAAGUUUGGGGCGGGACUGCGGUAGCGACGGAAGG
Messenger RNA from Ixodes scapularis (black-legged tick), 4508 nucleotides. RefSeq lists its product as uncharacterized. Lineage: Eukaryota; Metazoa; Arthropoda; Arachnida; Ixodida; Ixodidae. The record is from RefSeq and is a predicted model, not a curated record. Gene Ontology annotation, biological process: DNA integration. The transcript has a single exon. Gene Ontology annotation, molecular function: nucleic acid binding; zinc ion binding. Bases 1 to 3678 code for a protein of 1225 amino acids.